Molecule: messenger RNA, 2209 nt
Organism: Trichoderma asperellum CBS 433.97
Lineage: Eukaryota; Fungi; Ascomycota; Sordariomycetes; Hypocreales; Hypocreaceae
Source: RefSeq, a predicted model, not a curated record
AUUCAUUCUGACAUAAUAUUUUCAAUAAUACCAUCUCCUUGUAAAAAUAUACGCAUUUCAGCACACAGCCGUUCUCCAGCGCAGAAUUCUACACAGAUGUCCUCUUGAAAAAGACAAUGCAGAAGCCGGAUUCCAUCGCCUAAGUGGCUUAUCCAUCAUCAGCAAAAAAUCUUAAAUGAUGGACUCACAAGGGGAUAAAGCCGAGACAGCAUCCGCCGCCGCUGCCACUUCUCCGCAAGAUGAAGCGAACAUUUGCAAAAUCCAGUCUCUUGUCCAGGCGCAAGACGACACCCAGCGGUUUGUUGGAUUGGCGCUUCUGAAAUCCGUCCUGGACAAUUCUCCCGAGCUCCAGGAGAAUCACGACGUUGUCCAAAGGCUGUGGGAUAGUCUCCCCGCCAAGUUCCUUGACAGGCUUCUGCGCACGGGGUCAAAUCCGUCGAAGAAGGAUUCAAAAGAGAUGCUCGACUUGGCCGUGUCUGUCUUGCACACAUUUGCUGCUCUCUUGCCCGAAGGGGCAACAUCUCAGCCAAAGUUCACGGACAGGAUACCCAGGCUUGUUAGUGCUGUAUUGAAUGGAUCAGAAGAAACAGUAAAUAUGCUGCUGCAGCUCCUCUAUACUCUUGUGAGCUGUCAAGAAGGUGCUAUGGCACUUGUGAGGAUAGAUGACUUGAGCUCCAUCACCGAAAUAGCGCCAUCACACGCCAUUGCGAUGGAUAUUUUCCUACGCGCCUGGCUCAAUGCUAUGGUUGUUGUCGAUGAUACAUCAUACUUGGCAAAUCAUAUAGAUCGCAACGUACAAUCGCUUGUAGCUUCAUUCCGAGGCACUGACGCGGUGACGUUUCUUGAGUUUCUGGGGCAGCUGCUACGACAAGCAAGCUCAGAAGUUAUCCCAGCAAACCCCAAAUGGCGCAGUACAGUCAUCAGCUAUAUUCGAAAUCUCGUAACCAGUCGACCAAACUCAGCAGCCCGAUCAGCCUACACGAAUGCGGCCGCUUCUCUUCUUCGCGUGUAUCCCAUAGCAGCUUCGGAGCUGAUAUUCAAGGCUGAAAGAAGCGAUGAAAAGCCAUUCUCCUAUUUAUUCGUCAACCUUCUUCUAAUCGAUAUCCGCUCAUCGGCUCCCUUGUUACUAGAGCAGCUCAACAAACCUGGAUAUUCAAACCUGUCUCGUCGACUCGCCUCUGCAUUUGAUAUCAUAUGCAUCUUCAUCGGGCAUUUGGUUCGCUCGCUGGAAGAUGAGUCACUGGAGAGUCUAAUCAUGUCGCCAGACAAUCUUCUUAAACUUCGCAAGGGGAUAUCGGAAACCAUGUCUGUAACCAUCGAAUACCUGCGUGACAGAUGGGACGCUACAUAUGCUGGAGCCAUGGGACUACAUCCAGACGCUCGAUCUGGAAAAGCGGAAACUUCAAUGGGAUCACGGCUUACCCUUACUUGGGACUCUUUAGAGAAUCUCGCAGACGAAGAUCCCUUUAUUCUUUCUGCUGUGAGAGCCCUCGCUCUAUGGCUGCGCGAAGACGAAAAUGAUAUGUUGAGAAAAGAGGCCACUGGGUUGACGGAUAUGUUUAUGGAUCUGUAUCGCGGCAGUUCAGCCGAGAAGCUAGAUUUUCGAUCUCCGACUUUGGUUGCCCUCGAAGCGCUGGUCACAUUCGAGAAGGGUCGGAACAUUCUUCUUCAGCAUGAUGGCUGGAAGACGCUUAGCCAAGACCUCAGUGGAAUCCUCCGUCAAAAUGCCUCUGCCAUUAGUGAAAGUGAGACGUCUCGCGGCAUCGAAAUAGUUCGUGUUCUUCUCCAAGUUGCCGAGGAAAGUAACGGUACCAAUGAGGAGUGGAUGAACCUCAUCACUGCGGUCGCAGCGUGGGAUGUAUUUCUCCAGCAAGAACCAUCUCCUCUUGUGUUGGAACUCCAGGUUGCGGUACUACAGUUGUGCUGCGCGUUAUUGAUUAAAGCGAGUCCCGGCAUGAGAAAGAGAUUUGCGCAUUCUGUUAGUGCGUUGGUGGGUAUUGCGACGCAGUUGGAACGAGGGAUUCCGAGAGACGGCCUUUUGAGAGAGGAUAUUGAAGAUGUAUUGGGGGUUUUAGGCAACUUGUAACUCAUUAUGAAAACUACAUAGCGUAACUAGGCAAACCUACGAAGCAGGUUUACGAAAAAUGCCAACCGGGGGGAGAGAGCUGCUUCAGCUUUGCCUUUAUUGACGAGAUAGAACACCGACGCU